Amoebophrya sp. A120 is the source of this 3175-nucleotide messenger RNA. The record is from the annotation of a GenBank genome assembly. Lineage: Eukaryota; Dinophyceae; Syndiniales; Amoebophryaceae.
CGGGACUUGAUCGUCAGAUCGUGAAGUAGAGGUACUUUGGUUUAUAAAUAUACGUCUUUUCGUGAGUAGGACAAAAGUGCUCAUCCCCACAUACCUUACUCAAUCUGAUUCGUCGCGAAAACACUUUUGUUCACGAUCUGAAGCUGGAAGUGGAAACACUUGCUACUUCUCCUAGACAGAGAAAAUGAGUUGGGCUCGGAGCCAGCCCACGGGGCGGCUGCCUCCCGCAACGCGAACCACCGGUGCGAACAAGGGGGGUUCCGCCAAAGCGUCUGGUUUCAGCCGCACUCCAAGCCCGUCCUACAAUCCGGGAAACCUCCGCGGACCGAAGGCAGCUACUGGCGCGGCCGCGCGGGGCGGCGUUUCGCGAGGCGCCACGUCAAGUCACACGGCCCUGGCUAACAAGCCCAUCCCGCGUAGCGGAAACUUGAAGCAGUACUGGGAGCAGGAUCUGUCGACCACUUUGAUCCCGAUGCGCGAUCGCCUCGCGCCGAUCGCGCGGAAGGCCGAACUCGACCAGAACGACCUGAUGCACGCCGUCUGCGCGAAGAAGAAGAAGACCGACGCAGCGGAGGCGGAACGGGAUAACGCCGAGGAAGAGUAUCUCGCCUUCAUAUCGGAACAGGCCGCCUUUUGGAACGACUUGACCGAAGUGAUCGCCAAUCUUGAGGAGGAGAAUGAAGCUAAUGGGCCACAGGUGAUCAACAGAUGUUUAUUCAGAUCGUAACACAAGUACAGUGAUUUCGCUCUGAGGAGGACGGACGCGAGGUUUUUUUUCGGUCAGCUGUUUCUUGUGAGGUAUCCGUCUGAAUGAAUGACUCUGAAAAUGAAAAUGAACCAAAUCAGAAAAGCUGCAAGUAUCGAAUUCAUACCUCAGACUCGCCAGCUCCACGCCGCCAGUGUGGCUACCGAGGACGAGAUACUGGAUCUGCGGAAGGAUAAGGAAGUGGCGAAGGAACGGGCGGACCACGCGAACAAGCGUUCCAAGCAGAUGAUUGCCGACAUGGACGGAUUCGGCAAGGAGAUGAAGAAGCAAGAGGACGUCCUGAAGGAGGAGCGGAAACGCGCCACCGCGAUGGCCGACAGCCUGCAGGAGGACCGCGCCCACCUGACCGACCUGCGACACAUGUGCCAUUGCAUCAGGAACAACGUCCAGGUCUUCUACGUGGGCAAUUCCUGUCUCUCGUCCUCCUCCGCCUCGAGCGGCUGCGUCGCACCCUCGUCGUCGCCGAUGAAAAGUACAGUUUUUCUUUGCGCCUACUUGUUGGAACUUGAUUCGCCUGGUAUGCAUGUUCAUUUGUUAUGGUAGUGUUCUUCUGACUCUGCCUAAAACUACAUUAUGACCCCAAUCUCUCUCGUCAUUCACAUCAGUUUCGGGCACGACUCCUCCGGCCGCGAGCCAUGCUGGUACUACCGCGAACGGCACGCCGCGGGACCCGGCGCGCGCCGGGUCCGGCAAGGUGGUGAGUCCGGACGCGCUGGUGCAGCUUUCCUACAUGAACCGCGGCUGCGAAAGCAGCAAGGACAACUGGGUAAAGCCAGACGAGCACUGGUACAAGGACGAACUGUACCUGGAGCACUACACCACGGCGGAGUUGUAUCGCACGAAAAUUAUAAAACUGUCUCCGUCUCAACUUGUAAAGCGGGUGUUGUUCCUUGAGACACUUUUGUGUCAUGCUGAAUGGACGUCGAAAGGUGUCUUUCGUAAGGCGUCUUGUUUUUGUGCCUGACGCAACAUCACAAGUUUUGCGUGUCACGACGCUGGCCGAGUUCGUGUUUUAUGCUGACCGAAUUUGUGUUGCUGAGUCUGCAAAUCAAUAUUUGAGACUGAAACUACAUUUUUUUCGUACGAUAAGUUGGUGGACUGCGGGCCCUGGGACGCGCACUACCAGUACAUUAAGCAGCUGGAGGAGGAGUCCGCAACGGAGGACGUCGAGGACGAGGAUGAGGACAUGGAUGCGUCUUCAGGCGGGGCGGACGAGGACCCUCGCAGCCCCGAGCCCAAGCUCACCGACGAGGAGCACCAGGAGCGGUUGGCACUGGGCCGGAUCGCGGAGUUCGUGCUGCAGACGGAGCUACCCUACAUCCGGGCCCGCAUGGAGCACUGCCACGGCUCGGCCGUGGUGCUGUUCUUCAAAAACAACCAUAAUUUUCCCGCCGCUUCGUCAUCAUCCAGUGCAGGAGUAGGAGAUGUUUUCGCCAGCGGUGGGAACAACAACACGAACAACAGCAGUCAAGACAAGAGAGAUGUUGAACCUGCGAACAGGGGCUUUUUGUUCGACACGGUGGCAAAGAAUUUCGAGAAGUGCUUCCGCAACAAUGCCACGCGCGAAAAGGACUACAUCGUGCGGCAGCAGCCGUUCACGACGGGGGCCGGGCAGCCGGUGCUGACCAACAGCAAGCAGAAAGCGGCGCUCCGGCAGCAGAUGCGGCAGGAGGCUGACCAGUACGUGUUCGAGGGGUAUCGGGCAAGCAAGGUGAGCGCCAACCACAUCUGUCUGCUCGGCAGCCGGAAGCGCAGCGCGCCCGCCGCCACCGGUGAGGACGUGGCGGAAGCCGCGAUGAACCCCAGCGAGCAGAGCAGCUGCAGCCUGAUUCAAGUAGACAGCGAGGAGGACCAGAAGGCGAUUUGUGAAAUCUUGCAGUCUUCACUGGCGACGAAAAAGAGCACCAGUUCUGCGAACGCCAUGGCGUCGUGGGGGAACAACUCCAGUAGGGCCAGUGUGGAUGGGCCGUUGAGCGGAGAUGGCGCUGGUUCGCCGAGUGGCCAGGUCUUGCGGUUCCUGCGCCAGUUCUUCAGUGCGCCGGGAAAAGCAGUUUACGUCGCGAUCAUUGCAGAAAAUCCGACGGUCCCCGUCCUCAGCCAGGCGCUGCGGCUGCGCGCCCUAGAUUCGCGCGGCGGCCCCGCCCUCACAGAGCACGACCGGAGGGGAGACGCCUGCAAGGGGACAACGGAACACGAAAGAAAAAAUGUUGUGAAUACUUGACUUGAAGGAUUUUUUUGAGUUGAACAGGACUAGAGUCGGCUGAUCAAUAAUACUUGUCUCGACCAGUAAUGGCAAGACCACUGUCUGGCGCAAACCCUGUUUGUGUAUUCCAGGGUCUCAUCGCCUGACUAAAAGACUGAGAAGUUUCAUCGGCCAGCCUUUGUGCUCGGAGAAAACUCAUUAAAGAU